This is a messenger RNA of Prorocentrum cordatum, 1809 nucleotides long. NCBI's taxonomy places the organism in Eukaryota, Dinophyceae, Prorocentrales, Prorocentraceae. The record is from the annotation of a GenBank genome assembly.
AUGCGAUGCCCCGAGGACGAGGCCGAGUCCCUGGUAAGGAUCAAGACGCGCCGCGGCAUCCUGGAGUUCCAGGCGAGCCAGGUCCGGCCGAGGCGCCUCGGUGUGAUCGUGGCCAAGCGGCGCCUGAUCCUGGAGUACGAGGUGCCAGGGCACCUGCGAGCGCUGCACGUCGUCGACGUCCCCGCGGCGGACGGCCCCGAGGCUGCGGCUGCUGCUCGCCCCGACUGGGCCGCGGAGGCAGAGGGCCUCCGCCGUGCGCAUGGCCCGUGGCUGGGCAAGGUGGCCACCGCCCAGCUCGCGCGGCUCCUGAGCCACCUGGCCCAGCUCGCGCCGGCGCCCGCGGAGCCGGGCCCGCCCGGCCGCGCGGCGCAGGGUGGGCACGAGGCCGCCGAGGAGGCUGCCCAGCUCGCGCAGGCGUCCGCGGAGGCCGGUUCGCCGGGCCGCGCGCCGCAGGGCGGGCACGACGCCUCUGCCAGCACGCCGCGGACCAUCGCCGCCGAGGAGGCCCAAGAGCUGCGGGAGCUGGCGUGCCCCUACGGGCUCCGGCAGGCGGAGGGCGGGCCCUGCGGCGUGGUGGCCCCCGUGCAGGGCUUCCUGGUGCGCCGGCUGCUCAUGGGCGCCGCCGCUCCGGCCACGGUGACGCCGGAGCAGCGCGGCGCCGCGCUGCUGGAUGCACUGGCGGACGUGCUGUGCCAGUGCGCUCCGCGGUGCGGCGCUGCCGGCGCUCCGUGCGUCCGCGUCCUGGCGCCGCCGGCGGGCGCGGCCGCGGGGCGCGUGCUGCGCGGCCCCGAGGGCUGCCUCGUGCACGAGUUCCGCGGCUGGGCCGCGCUGCGGAGCGCGCUGGAGGGGCCGCCGCUCUCGGACCUCUACCUCUGCGAUGCGGAGGGCAGCAGCGCCAGCGCGGGGGUUCUGCUCUUCCUGUACAGCGUGCUCUCGACGCGGGGCGCGUCGGCCGUGCGGGCGGACGCCGACCUGCCCGACCAGGCCUCCAUGAUCGGGGCCCACGGCUACUGCACACAGGAGGCGGUGAACCUGCUGCUGGCCGGGCGGGCGUGCUCGAACGUCUUCGACGGCGACAAGGAGAUCGGUGGCGAGGGCACCUCCGACACCAUGCGCCUCAGGGGCAUCGAGUCCCAGACGCAGGUCGGCUUCCUGAGCCUGUUCGAGGCCUUCGGCUCGCUCCAGGUUGGCACGCACAUGAAGAGCCCCGCGUGGCCCGUCUGGGUGGUGCACGCGGAGUCCCACUACAGCGUGCUCUUCUCGGGGCCGCCCGUGGUCGGAGAGCAGCCGGAGCGGGCCGACCAAGAGGUCGACGUGUGGUACUACGACCCGCUGGGGCGCCAGGACGAGGAGAAGCGGAUCACGGUGCGGCCCGGCAGGCUUGCCGCCCCUCCGGACGAGGACGACCUGGACGCGAACGGCAUGAUCGCCAAGGUGGUCCGCACCCGUUGGGGCGCGCUGGCGGACUUGGACUGGAACGGCGCGGACCCAUCUACUAACCCAUCUACUAACCCCCAUUGGUGCCGGGCACGGCUCCCGCUGGAGCCCGCGCUGUCAGGCCCCCGAGCGGCUGGGCCGGCCUGGCGGCCCGGCUCUCCCCGCCUGGAGUGCGGCCCCCCCGCCAGCGGCUGCCCGUGCGCCCGCUUUCCCGCGCGUGCUCUCGCAGCAGCUUCUCUGGGCCGGAGGCCUCUAGGUUUGGAGCCUCGGGCCGCGAUCAAAGCGAGCCUCGUCACAAGCAGUCCGUCUGACGUCCUGGCCCGCGCGCCGCCGAGAGGCGGAGGCUCGGAAAACGCCUCUAUGACCUGCUGA